This is a messenger RNA of Vespula pensylvanica (western yellowjacket), 1475 nucleotides long. Its product is annotated as enoyl-[acyl-carrier-protein] reductase, mitochondrial-like. Gene Ontology annotation, molecular function: trans-2-enoyl-CoA reductase (NADPH) activity. Gene Ontology annotation, cellular component: mitochondrion. The record is from RefSeq and is a predicted model, not a curated record. Gene Ontology annotation, biological process: fatty acid metabolic process. NCBI's taxonomy places the organism in Eukaryota, Metazoa, Arthropoda, Insecta, Hymenoptera, Vespidae. The transcript has 5 exons. Bases 286 to 1392 code for a protein of 368 amino acids.
CUAGUGACGUAGUACAUAUAUGUUCGUGAAAAAAAAUUUACGAUGAAAACAUUAAAAAAUGGUAAAUGAAGUGCGAUAAUAGUGAUUCUUGUCAAUAGUAACUUAUUAUAUAAUAAAUAUCUAAACGAUUUUAUAAUCAUCUAAUAUUUCAAAGUAUAAAUAUAACUAUAUUUUAUAACCUACAUUCAAAGUAAAAGUAUUGCUACUAUAAUUAUGUAGGUAGUCAUUAAUAUUUAAGAAAAAUAAAACAGUAUUGUAUUUAAAGUUAUCAAUAAAGAAAAGACAAUGGUUUUAUAUGUACGACAUUUUCUAUCAUCAGUUUUGCAAUCGACGAAAUUUAUAACAAUUCGACAUAUGAAUACUGUCUGUAUGAAUGAUACUGUAAAAUCAUUACUCUAUAAAGAAUAUGGUGAACCAGUGAAUGUAUUACAAAUUAUAAAAGAAACAAUGAAUAAACCAGAUAAAUGUCAGGUUGCAGUAAAGUGGCUGUUAGCACCUGUAAAUCCAGCUGAUAUAAAUACAAUUCAAGGUAAAUAUCCUAGUAAACCUUCCUUGCCAGCUAUUCCAGGAAAUGAAGGUAUUGGAGAAAUAAUAGAUGUUGGUCCCGGAGUAACAAAUUUAUGCAUUGGGGAUAGAGUUAUACCCAAUGGUUCUAAUUUGGGAACAUGGAGAACACAUGGAAUUUAUAAAUCAAGAGAUUUGUUAAAGAUUCCAAAAGAAGUUGGAAUCGUAGAAGCUAGUAUGAUGAAUGUUAAUCCAUGUACUGCAUAUAGAAUGCUUAAAGAUUUUGUAUGUUUACAACCUGGAGAUACUGUUAUACAAAAUGGAGCUAAUUCAGCAGUAGGACAAUUGGUUAUACAAUUAUGUAAAAUAUGGAAUUAUCAAACUGUUAAUGUUGUUAGAGACAGACCAAAUUUACAAGAAUUAAAGGAUCUAUUAAUGUCUAUGGGAGCUGAUGAAGUAUUAACUGAAAGUGAAAUUCGAACGACUGAAAUUUUUAAAAAUAAAAAGUUACCUCAACCAAAAUUAGCACUUAAUUGUAUUUGUGGUCAAAGUGCUACAAACAUUAUGAGACAUCUUGCACAUGGAGGUACAAUGGUUACAUAUGGUGGCAUGUCUAGGGAACCUGUGAUUGUUCCAGCUUCAAUUUUUAUUUUUAAAAACAUAAUUCUAAAAGGAUUUUGGAUGACUGCAUGGACUAAGACAAAUAUGGAAUCAAAAAAACGUCAAGAAAUGUAUGAUGAAUUAACAAUUUUCUUUAGAGAUAAAAAAUUACAAGCUCCACCAUACAAACUUGUACCUUUCUCUCAGUAUCAAGAAGCUAUUGCAAAUGCACUCAAUAUUAGUGGUAAAACUGGAGUAAAAUACAUUUUGGAUAUGACUAAGACUUAAAAUUAGUUAUAAUGAUUUAUAAAGAAUUAUUUAUGCAUUUAGUAUAUUUUCAAUGAUACGAAUAUAUCAUUGAUAUGAAUGUA